GGGGAAAGCUAGGUAUAUUGUAUCUGAUUGUGCUUUGGAAUUUCUUUUUGGGGUAUUCAUGUACAACGUUACCUGACACAAUCUCACCAAAGCCAUGGGGUUCCGCGAUAUCAUAGGUUUCAGGCGUGGGAUACAUAAGGACAAGGAGGAUGCUAACGGUGGUAUUCAAUUUCUUCGUCUUACAAUCUCUUUACCAAAAUUUUCCAUAACUCUACUCAGACCAUGACUAUAUCAACCUCCACCAAAUAUCGCGUAGCUGUUACUCAGCAUGAACCAGAAUGGUUUGAUUUACAGAAGUCGGUGGAAAAAACAUGUCGUAUUAUCACAGAGGCUGCAGAAAACGGUGCGCAACUGGUCACAUUCGCAGAAGCAUUUAUUCCAGGCUAUCCUGCGUGGAUAUGGACUCGCCCAGUUGACCCAAUACUCUCUACCACAUACAUUAAGAACUCCCUAGUCGUCGAUUCUGAUGAGAUGAGAACCAUCCAAAAUUGUGCUGCGAAGUAUGGAAUUGUCGUCUCUUUAGGAUUCUCCGAAAAUGACAAUAACUCAUUGUACAUUGCGCAAGCUAUCAUCGAUGGCGAUGGCACUAUAGUCAUGAAAAGAAGGAAGCUAAAGGCUACGCAUAUGGAGCGCACAAUAUUUGGGGACUCUUCUGGAGAUAGCCUUAUGAAUGUUGCUUCGACUCGCGUUGGAAAGGUUGGAACUCUAGCUUGCUGGGAACAUUGUCAACCGUUGUUGAAAUAUCAUACUUUACAUCAAAGGGAGCAAAUUCAUUGCUCGGCAUGGCCACCCAUUGUUAAUCAUACUGGUGGACCUGAGCUAUGGUCAAUGUCUCUGGAAGGGUGUCAAGCCCUUUCUCAAGUAUAUGCCAUUGAAUCUCAAACUUUCGUUCUUCAUACCACCACUGUCAUCACAGAAAAAGGAGUGAGCGCCAAUUCUUCGGAAGGAGGAUUGUUGAUGUCGGCGCCAGGAGGUGGUGCUUCGGUCAUUAUUGGACCCGAUGGACGAGUCGUUUCGACGCCUCUCGAAUCCACAACUGAAGGAAUUGUCUAUGGAGAUAUCGAUCUUGAUCAAGCGCUAUUUGCGCGCAGCUUCUUGGAUAUUUGUGGACACUAUAGCAGGCCGGAUCUUCUAUGGCUUGGUUGUGAUACUCGUGAACGCAAACUGAGGGUCGAGGAGAAGCUUGAAGUUACGGAGAAGUGGUGAAUCCUUGCUGCACUGUCUUUUUAAAUGGAAAUUCUUCACAAAUGAUUAGCUAAUAUUUAUUUAUGUUUACAACUAGUUAUAUAACUGGGUUUAAGAUGAUGUGAUCUCCUAUUCAAUGCUAAUCUGCA
Molecule: messenger RNA, 1334 nt
Organism: Botrytis cinerea B05.10
Lineage: Eukaryota; Fungi; Ascomycota; Leotiomycetes; Helotiales; Sclerotiniaceae
Exons: 3
Coding region: 223-1206 (327 amino acids)
Molecular function (GO): catalytic activity
Source: RefSeq, a predicted model, not a curated record